Messenger RNA from Hyaena hyaena (striped hyena), 393 nucleotides. Its product is annotated as histone H2A type 3. Gene Ontology annotation, molecular function: DNA binding; structural constituent of chromatin; protein heterodimerization activity. The transcript has a single exon. The record is from RefSeq and is a predicted model, not a curated record. NCBI's taxonomy places the organism in Eukaryota, Metazoa, Chordata, Mammalia, Carnivora, Hyaenidae. Bases 1 to 393 code for a protein of 130 amino acids. Gene Ontology annotation, cellular component: nucleosome.
AUGUCCGGCCGUGGCAAGCAGGGCGGUAAGGCGCGCGCCAAAGCCAAGUCUCGCUCGUCGCGCGCGGGGCUGCAGUUCCCCGUGGGCCGCGUGCACCGGUUGCUCCGUAAAGGCAACUACUCGGAGCGGGUUGGUGCCGGCGCGCCGGUGUACUUGGCAGCGGUGCUGGAGUACCUAACGGCCGAGAUCCUGGAGCUGGCGGGCAACGCGGCCCGAGACAACAAGAAGACGCGCAUCAUCCCGCGCCACCUGCAGCUGGCCAUCCGCAACGACGAGGAGCUCAACAAGCUGCUGGGCCGCGUGACCAUCGCGCAGGGCGGCGUCCUGCCCAACAUUCAGGCGGUGCUGCUGCCAAAGAAGACGGAGAGCCACCACAAGGCUAAGGGCAAGUGA